Dunckerocampus dactyliophorus (ringed pipefish) is the source of this 6379-nucleotide messenger RNA. It is a transcript of the gene per2, whose product is annotated as period circadian clock 2. NCBI's taxonomy places the organism in Eukaryota, Metazoa, Chordata, Actinopteri, Syngnathiformes, Syngnathidae. The transcript has 24 exons. The record is from RefSeq and is a predicted model, not a curated record. Gene Ontology annotation, biological process: circadian regulation of gene expression; entrainment of circadian clock by photoperiod; negative regulation of transcription by RNA polymerase II. Gene Ontology annotation, molecular function: transcription cis-regulatory region binding; transcription corepressor binding. Bases 254 to 4693 code for a protein of 1479 amino acids. Gene Ontology annotation, cellular component: cytoplasm; nucleus.
AAUGAGGUCACUGGCUGCACGGCAGAGUCAGUUUAGUGUGUGGAAGAAUCGAGAGUUAGCCGGUGUGUCAGGGACAGCGUAGCUAAAGACAAUUUUACUGUUUGGGUUCAACCUCAAACCAAGCAGGCUUUUACUCCACAACGCCACCAGGAUCGUCCAGUUUGUAAGAUUUUGCAGCAGCACCUUGACAAUGGGGUGAUUGUUCUACUUCCAAUCCACUCAUCAGCAACAAGAAUAAGACUGCACUCUCCUGAUGUCAGAAGACUCAGACUCCAAGCACUACUGCUUCUCAGUACUGGAGGACCAGGAUGGAUCGCCAGCAUGCAAAGCGUCCACAUCGUGCAGCACCAUGCAAAGGGGGGCCUCGGGAUGCAGCUCAAUGGCACACCUCCAGAGGAUGAGCGGCUACAGCCAAAGUGGGCCUGACCUCGGCCUGCCGUCUGAAGGCAGUGACAGCAGCGGUCAGGACCCUCCCUCCUCGCCAUACAACCAUUGCAAAAGCGCCCGCUCCAGGUCACUCCCUGAGGAGGACGUGGAGAUGAAAAGUAGCGGGUCCAGCGGCAGCGGCACCGAGUCGCACGGCAACGAGAGCCAUGGAAACGAGAGCCACGGCAAUGAGAGCAACGGCUUGGAGUCUGUGGGCAGCUCCAAUAGUAACAGCAAAGAUUCCGCUUUACUGGAAUCUUCUGAAAGCAACAAGAGCUCCAACUCCCACAGUCCAUCUCCCCCUAGCAGCUCUAAUGCCUUCAGUUUGCUGAGCUCCGAGCAGGACAACCCAUCCACCAGUGGCUGCAGCAGUCAAGAAUCUGCCAAAGCCAAGACCCAGAAAGAGGUGAUAAAAACCCUGAAGGAGCUGAAGCUUCACCUGCCGGCCGAGAAGAGACACAACAAGUGUACCACAUUGAAUACCCUCAAGCACGCCUUGCGUUGUGUCAAGCAAGUGCAAGCCAAUGAGGAGUAUUACCAGCUGCUGAUGACCAAUGACAGUCAACCAUCAGGCCUGGAUGUUUCCUCGUAUACUAUAGAGGAAAUAGACAGCAUUACUUCUGAAUACACCCUCAAAAACAAUGAUAUUUUUGCGGUUGCCGUGUCGCUCAUCACAGGAAGGAUUGUGUACAUGUCCGACCAGGCAGCCUCCAUCCUCAACUGCAAAAGGGAAGUGUUCAAGAACACCAAGUUUGUGGAAUUCUUGAUCCCACAGGAUGUCAGCGUGUUCUACAGCUUCACCACACCUUACCGUCUGCCCUCCUGGAGUAUGUGCACUGGAGCCGAGUCAUCACCGCCUGACUGCAUGCAGGAAAAGUCCUUCUUCUGCCGUAUUAGUGGUGGUAAGGAGUGUAAGGGUGACCUGCAGUACUAUCCGUUCCGCAUGACGCCAUACCUGAUGAAGGUCCAAGUAACAGUUCAUGCUGAGGACCAGUUCUGCUGCCUCCUGUUGGCCGAAAGGGUGCACUCUGGUUACGAUGCACCCAGGAUACCCACAGACAAACGCAUCUUCACCACCACACACUCUCCAAGUUGUGUGUUCCAGGAUGUGGAUGAACGGGCGGUCCCUCUCCUCGGGUACCUGCCGCAGGACCUGAUUGGCACGCCGGUCCUCCUUCACUUGCACCCUAAUGACAGACCCAUCAUGCUGGCCAUUCACAGAAAGAUCCUCCAAUACGCAGGGCAGCCGUUUGACCACUCAUCUAUCCGAUUCCGUGCACGGAAUGGCGAGUAUGUCAUCCUUGACACCAGCUGGUCCAGUUUUGUCAACCCCUGGAGCCGCAAGGUCUCCUUUGUUAUCGGGAGACACAAAGUGCGAACGGGACCUGUGAAUGAGGACGUAUUUAUGGCCCCGGUCUCGGAUGGUGCCCAGAAGAAGACCAUGGACUCUGAUAUCCAGGAGAUCACUGAACAAAUCCACAGACUCCUCCUGCAGCCAGUUCAUAACAGCGGGUCCAGUAGCUACCGAAGUCUGAACAGCACUGACCACCUGCUUGGCAUGACCUCUUCCGGUGAAAGCCUCAACAAUGGCAAUGGUAGCAAGUUCCAUCUUGAGGAGGAGGAAGUGAGCAGCAAAGCCAGGCCGCGAACUUUUCAGGAAAUCUGCAAGGGAAUUCAUCUACAGAAGAGCCAGGAGCAGAGCAAGAAAGUUAAUAUUGAUUCUGUGCAGAAGAGCUCUGCUGUGGUUCGGCCCAAGGACUCUGCCGCUUUCCUCAACUGGAAGGAGAACGGGACGCUGAUUGAGGAAAUUAGGCCCUCUUUCCACGAGGAGAUGUCGUUGAAUGAUCACACUGUCUACUCCUACCAGCAGAUCAGCUGUCUGGACAGUGUUAUCAGGUACUUGGAGAACUGUAAUGUUCCCAUUGCUCUGAAGAGGAAGUGCCAGUCCUCCUGUAACACCACGUCCUCUAACUCCGAUGAGGACAAACACAAAGGAUGCACCGCCAUGCAGGUUUCUGAAGAACCAGCCUUGUUGAAAGAUCAGUCCGGUCUCUCCACUUUGGAAGACAAAAAGCCCAGUGAUACGGCCACAGCGGUAGUGGGCACUUCGCUGCCCCUACCAUUACCUAACAAACCAGAAAGUGUGGUGUCCAUAACCAGCCAGUGUAGCUACAGUAGCACCAUAGUGCAUGUUGGGGACAAGAAGCCUCAGCAAGAAUCAGAGAUCAUAGAAGAUGUCUCAGGUGCAGGUGAGACUGGAGAAUCUGCCCACAACUCUGCUGCGCCACCUUGCACUGUGGGACCUCCCAGCCAGGAGAGGGAGUCUUACAAGAAACUGGGCUUGACAAAGCAGAUUUUGGCAGCCCACACACAGAAGGAGGAGCAGGCCUUCCUUUACCGCUUUAGGGAACUUCGCAAACUCACAAACCUCAAAGCCAACUGCUCGCAGUACCUGGAGCGCCAGAGGGAAAAGGUCACCUGUAACGCAGUACCAGCUGCCCAGCUCAGCAAGCAGAGCGGUCCGGUGGGCGGGCCCAACAUGGCACGGCGCAGCGUCCGCAAUAAGAAGACCAAAUCAAAGAGAGCAAAGCAGACCGAGUCCUCAGACAGCACAGCGUCCCAUCCAAGAUAUCACCAGCAGCAGCAUCCGCGAGCUCCCCCCCUCAACCACGGCCUUAACCCCACCUCCUGGUCUCCUUCGGACACAUCCCAGGCCACGUUCCCUGUGGCCUACCCUGCCGUAAUGCCUGGCUACCCCCUCCAGGUUUACCCCAGAGCCACUUCUACAUCCCCCUGCACGGAUGCCACUCUGCAAGGCUUUGCUGACAAUCAAGGGGUCCCAGCUCCGACUUGCCCACCAGGCAUCCAUCAUGCACCCUACACGGCACCCAUGGUCGCCCCCAUCGUGGCUCUGGUGCUCCCCAACUUCAUGUACCCUCCUAUGGCCGCUGGACCUCCUCCCCCGCAGCCAGUGUACCACCCAGGGACUGUGGGCUUCUCCAGCCAGGCACAGGCUUAUAGUCAACCAGCGUUUCCUGCACAGGGAACCUUCAUGGCACCGCCCCCCUUCAACGCUCAGACCCAGUUCAAUACCCAGAACCCCUUUGCCCCUCAGAUGGGCUAUAUGACGCCAUCCUUCUACUUCCCUCCAUCCUCAGAAACCCAAAAGGCCCUUGUGGAGGGACAGUCUCGAUCCUCAACACCACAGUCUGGAGGCGGACGUGGGGGCAGGGCUUCCCCUCCGCUGUUUCAGUCUCGGUGCAGCUCCCCUCUGAACCUGCUGGAGCUGGAGCUGUCUGUGGACCGACAGGACAGCACGGUGCUGCCCCCUGGAGGACAAUGCAGCAACGCAGCUGAAAGAGAGAAAGGAACAGGUGGCGGCGGGCAAGCCAAAGAAAGAGAUCUGAAGCAGCCAUCUGUCAGUCUCCUUGGUCCUCCUGGACCGUUGUAUUACGAGGGCACGUCCUGUGUCUGUGAGAGUUUGUCUUGGGGUGAAGUGUUCUCUAGGCUGCUGGCUUGCAGCUUUGAGGUGUCUGGCCGCGACGGCAACAACAGCGACGCCAACUCAUCCUCCAGCGACAUGUUUGAUAUUAUCCUGCAUGAGGACUCUUGCUCGGGCACCGGCUCGGCCACCUCGGGGUCCAUGGGCUCUCGGUCUAACGGCUGCGGAACCUCGGCCAGCGGGACGUCCAACAGCGGAACGUCUAAGAGUAGAACCUCGGCCAGUGGGACAUCUGACAGCGGGACAGGUAGCAACAGCAGUAAAUACUUUGGCAGCGUGGACUCAUCCCAGAACAGCCAGAAGGUGAAAGGUCACUCGAUCAGCAGCGAGAUGGAGCAGAGCGACCACUUCAUGAAGUACAUACUGCAGGAUCCUAUAUGGCUGCUCAUGGCCAACACUGACGACAAGGUGAUGAUGACCUAUCAGCUCCCUUGUCGUGACAUCCAAAAGGUUCUCAGAGAGGACAGCGAGAAGCUAAGGUUGAUGCAGAAGAACCAGCCACGCUUCACAGAGGAGCAGAAGAAGGAGCUGAUUGAAGUGCACCACUGGAUGAAGAAGGGAGGUCUGCCUAAAGUCCUAGAUGUCAAGGUCUGCUCCUGCUGCAACGGCGACAUUGAGGCGGCGCUGGCGGACGUUCUCCCAGACCUGGACCUUGUGGACCACGAGCCUGUGGAGCUCAGCUGCCAGAGGACAGCAAGAGAGGAGCCCUCCAGCACCGAUAUCACCUCUUCCCCUGGCUCCUGCUUUCAACAAAGUAGACUAUAAACACAAAAUCACUCAAGACUGUUUUUUGCCUUGACAAAGGAGGGACUUGACACAGCAGCAUCAGGCACCCCCCCCCAUCAUUCCAAAAUACAUGUCUCAAUUUUGCUGUAAUUGUCCUGAUUUAUUGUAGAAUGUCUUAUUUUCUUAAUUUAUUAUUUGAAUGUGCAGUGCUGACUGUGCUGCAGACAUUUUUUGGUGUGCUUUGUUCUUUUUUCAAACUGUGCAGCGCUUUAUGUACGCUAGUGAUGUGCAGAAGGAACACGGAAAGGGACAUUCAAUUCGAUGUUAACGUGUGUAUGGCAGUGAGUGAGUUCCAACAACACAUUGCUUCUGUAGAGUUUGGAGCACCGUAUGAACACACAAGUGCACUUUGUGGGGCGACGUUGGUGGAUGAGGAUUUGUGUUCAUCUUUAUCAGUAUCGGCCAUUUUAAUUCUUUUCUGUUUUUACAAAUUGUCUAAUAAAUGACUGAACCACUGAACAACCUUCAUAUCAAUGCAAUAUCACACUGUUUAAGCUAAGCCAGUGUUAUGUUUCUUCAAACAGUGGCCACUUCUCCAACUGAUGCUGAACCUUGAUUUCAUGCCGGGUGAUGACUCUAGUGUUUCACCUUCCUGUCAGGACAAAACAAGUGGUGCCAUGUGAAGGAGGUGAGGUAGCAGAGGUAUAGCAUCUCUAAAGUUGGUGGAGUUCAAAGUGGAGUGGAGUUCAAAGUGUUGCAUGGGGGAAAUACCCUUUGAAAAUCAGCUGAAGAGAAUUAGUGAUUAAAAAACUUUUGGGUAGAAAGACAAAAGAAAUUGCAAAUUAGGAAUGCAUUAUUAUGUAAAUAUAUAAACAGCAUAUUUUCAAUUAUUUCCCACUAUUUGUAUGUGUAGUGUAUAUUAUAACCAUUUGAAAUCAGAAUACAUGCCUGAUGAAAAUCUUAAAACCAGUAGAAAAAUUGCUAGAGUUUGCAUUUUGCACAUAAUGAGGUUUUAAGUAGAGCUACAAUAUGCAAAAACAAGAAGGGGGAGUGAGACAAAAAGUAUUUUGAAAAAGUAAUGUAUUGAAAACAACAAACUGAAAUAGGCUGUUUAUCAGCUGAUCAAAAGUUUAAGACCAUCGCUCAAAAAAUAACAAAAAACUCUCCAAACCAGAACAUAAAAUGUUCUGAGUAGGACUCAGGAAUGAGUAGCUCCACCGUUCUUGUUAAUCACUUCAAAAAUGGGUUUGGGCUUGCUUGAUGCGAGUGUUUCCAGGAGGCUAGUGGAAACAUUGCUCUAAGUGGUGAAGAUGGCUUCACGAAGGGUAUCAACUGUCUGGAACUGAUGGCUAUUUUUAUAAACUUCCUUUGCCAUCCAUCCCCUAAUGUUCUCUAUGGGAUUGAAAUGAGGGGAACAUGCAGGAUGGUCCAAAAGAGUGAUGUUAUUCUCCCUGAAGAAGUCCUUGGUCAAGUGAGCAUAGUGAACUGCAGCGUUGUCCUGUUGAAAAACCCAACUGUUACCACACAGACGAGGACCCUCAGUCAUGAGGGAUGCCCGCUGCAACAUCUGCACGUAAGCAGCGGUCUUUUGACGACCCUGCACCACCUGGAGCUCCAGUGUUCCACUGAAUGAAAAAGCACUUCAGACCAUGAUGGACCCCCCUCCACUGUGCCGGGUAGAAAACAUCUCAGGUGGGAUCUCCUUGUCAUGCCAGUAAUGUUGGU